Microthlaspi erraticum is the source of this 861-nucleotide messenger RNA. Lineage: Eukaryota; Viridiplantae; Streptophyta; Magnoliopsida; Brassicales; Brassicaceae. The record is from the annotation of a GenBank genome assembly.
AUGGCGCUUCGUAGAGCUAUCACAAAGCGUCUCAUCGACGGUUACAGAUCCAUUGGACCGUCGACAAACACGAAAAUCUUCCGUCAGUACGUGAACUCGCCGAACCUUAUGGACCGGAUCAUUGGGAUCCGCAUCGAGUCCGUUGCUCCUCCUCCCAAACGUGAGGAAACAACGGCUGUGAAGGGCUUAUCGGUGAGUGAGACCAAGAAGUUGCUGAGAAUAUAUCAAACGGAGAAGGUUAAAGCGAAACUCAGAGAGAUUCCAAAGAGCUCUAUUUGUUAUUUGGAGUUUGUUCAGAUCUGUCGUGAGACUUGUGGAAACAACGACGAGCAAGGUUCUCAAAUGGCCAAGUCUUUGGAUCAUUCAGGAUGCGUCGUCGUUUUAGGAGAUAUUGUUUUCCUUCAUCCUCAUCAGAUAGCUAAGUCUAUGGAGGCAAUGAUCAACCAAUCAUCAACACUCCCAAACGAUCCAAGGAAAGAAGAGUUAUAUAAACUUGAGAUGACAAAGAAGUGUAUUGACAUAAAGGCACGACGAAUAGUCAAGGCCGAGUUAUAUUGCGGUCUCGGAUUCUUAGCAGCACAAACUAUUGGCCUUUUGCGUCUUACCUUCUGGGAACUAAGCUGGGACGUAAUGGAACCCAUCUGCUUCUUUGUCACUUCACUUCAUUUCCUCCUUGGUUACUUCUUUUUUCUUCGGACUUCCACAGAACCAUCGUUCGAAGGAUUUUAUCGACAGCGGUUUAACACCAAACAGAAGAAGCUUAUGGAGAGCCAUGGGUUUGAUGUCUUGAGGUACACUGAGCUCAACUCUCUGUUUGCACCGUUACAAUGUAAAUCUCAUGUCUCGGCCGCUUAUCAUUAG